AUGGGUGGAGAUCUGAACCUGAAGAAGUCAUGGCACCCAGGCUUGAUCAAGAAUCAGGAGCGCGUAUGGCUGGAAGAGAAGCGCGCUCUCGACGAGCGCAAACAGAUCGCGCAACUACAACGUGAACGAGAGGAGGAGCGCCAGAUGGAGGAGAUCCAGCGCCUCCAAGAAGCCUCCGGAAAGACAAAGCAACACCGCCGUGUCGACUGGAUGUACCAGGCACCCUCCACUGAGACCGGGCACUACUCGGAGGAGAUGGAGGGAUAUCUGUUGGGAAAGCGACGCAUCGAUGGAGUUCUCCUGAAGAACGACCCUGACACCAAGAAGCUGGCGAAGGGUUCGGAGGUGGUGGGAAAUGGUGCCGCGGCCGGCCCGUCUAUUGUCUCGGCGCGCGAUACCAUGUCGAAGGUUAUGGCGGACCCGCUACUCGAAGUGAAGAAGAGAGAACAGGCGGCUUAUGAGGCGAUGGUGAAAGAGACUCUCAGACGCAAGGAAAGAGAGAAGGAACGCGGAGAUCGCGAUCGGGGAAAGGAUCGUGACCGUCGCCAUCGUACCCACGACUCAAAGCGCAGACGCUAUAGUGGUGAUGCGGGUGAUGACCGCCAUGACCGCCACCACCGAAGAUCUUCACCUCGCCGACACCGAUCUAGAUCACCCGGUUCGCCUGAUCGAUCUUCCCGCAGACACCGAGGUGAUCGUGAACGUCGCGACGACGAAUACCGCCCAGACAACCGUGACCGAAGGAGCGAUGAGAACCGAUCUCGCCGGGGCGAUAGGGACCGCGGCCGAGACCGUCGCGACUACCAAGACAAGAGAGAGCCCCACUCUAGCCGACACCAAGAUCGCGAAGACAGAGGUGGGCGAGACCGCUCACCAGCCCGGAACUCCCGAUCUCCUCGCCCAUCUAGUGAUCGCAAAGAACGCCCCGUCGCUGACGAAGAUCGCCGCCGUGACUUCCCCCGGCGCGAAUACAAUAAUCGGCGUGACUCUGGCCGGGCCAUGGGGCCACCCUCGACCCGUGCCCCAACAAACAAGCCCGACCCUAAGGAACUGGAAGAAGAACGUCGUCACAAGUUGGCAGAGAUGCAAAACAACGCCGCAGAAAUCGAAUCAGAGCGACUCCGGCGAAUCACGGAGAUCUCUGUCAAGGAGGAAGAGCAGCGGGAGGCUGACGAUCGGCAGCGUUCAGACCGGGGCAGGUUCAUGUCUGAUGUCAAUAAGCGAGUACAGGAGGAUACUCUGGAUGAACGCAUUCGGCGUAGCCGUGGUGGACUUGCGAAGAUGGAGGAGGAUUAA
Penicillium samsonianum is the source of this 1296-nucleotide messenger RNA. It is a transcript of the gene cwc25, whose product is annotated as U2-type spliceosomal complex subunit CWC25. Gene Ontology annotation, biological process: mRNA splicing, via spliceosome. Lineage: Eukaryota; Fungi; Ascomycota; Eurotiomycetes; Eurotiales; Aspergillaceae. Bases 1 to 1296 code for a protein of 431 amino acids. The record is from RefSeq and is a predicted model, not a curated record. The transcript has 2 exons. Gene Ontology annotation, cellular component: U2-type spliceosomal complex.